AUGCGAGGCGAUGCAUUAAAAAAGAAGUGGUGGCUGACUAUGGUGAUAUGUUUGGUGACACAGCAAUUUUAUCCAGCCAUUGCGCAUUCCUUACCGGCAGAGAAAAAAGUUUUAACAGAGUCAGACGGCUACCAUCGCAUCAUUAAAAAAGCAGCUGCGCGUCAUUUCCCAGAGAUCAGCAGCUCAGAGAAGCAUUCAGAUACCCAAAUUCACCACAGACAGAAAAGAGGAAUUGGCGGAGUUUUUAAAUUUGUGCUCUCCAAUUUUUGGGACGAUAUCGCGUGUGCCGGUAUGCUGUUGGCGCAGCAGCUGGACUGUGGAAGUCUCACCCCAGGGAACUGUAAAAAGCUAGAUGAGCUAGAUGCCAAGAGAGCUCAGAUCACCGCCAAGGUCAACGCGACAUUAGAGCGCGAGGUCUACUGGUCCGUGCUAAACUAUACCAACGACGAAGCCAUUGAUUACAUCAGCAAGAUCAGCAAGGAGCUCGAAGUCAUCGCAAGCUCGAACAUUCGGCUCAUGGAGAUUCUGCGAACCAUCAGCGUCGUCGAGGAGAAUGAGACGGUAUACGUUCCCGAUAAUAAUGACGAAGUAGUUGAGCAGCAGAUACGAUUCAGGGCAAACCUCACAGAGUUCAUAAACGGCAUGAGGGCCACGACAGAGGAACUGGAAUCGGAAAUCGCCGAUUAUUAUAAGAAAGAUUUUGCUAUGCUUGCAAUGAUGACCUUGAUUCCCAUCCUGGCUAUGCACACAGGUUUGAUCACGACUACGGCAAGAACAUGGGCGCUUAGCCAGUCUCAGAAUUACCAAGUCGUAGAAUUAGUCGGGGCAAGAGGCUCGUAUCAACUCGCGUAUGAUAAAAAUGGGAAAAUGUUCAUCGUCCAACAGGAGCCAGGCAAUCUAGGAAAACUGAAAGUCUACGCCAAGCUCAGCGAAACUGGUAAGAGGCCAUGCAUAACUACUUGUUACUUCAUGUGUUACAACAUUUCAGGAAUUGGCGGAGUUUUUAAAUUUGUGCUCUCCAAUUUUUGGGACGAUAUCGCGUGUGCCGGUAUGCUGUUGGCGCAGCAGCUGGACUGUGGAAGUCUCACCCCAGGGAACUGUAAAAAGCUAGAUGAGCUAGAUGCCAAGAGAGCUCAGAUCACCGCCAAGGUCAACGCGACAUUAGAGCGCGAGGUCUACUGGUCCGUGCUAAACUAUACCAACGACGAAGCCAUUGAUUACAUCAGCAAGAUCAGCAAGGAGCUCGAAGUCAUCGCAAGCUCGAACAUUCGGCUCAUGGAGAUUCUGCGAACCAUCAGCGUCGUCGAGGAGAAUGAGACGGUAUACGUUCCCGAUAAUAAUGACGAAGUAGUUGAGCAGCAGAUACGAUUCAGGGCAAACCUCACAGAGUUCAUAAACGGCAUGAGGGCCACGACAGAGGAACUGGAAUCGGAAAUCGCCGAUUAUUAUAAGAAAGAUUUUGCUAUGCUUGCAAUGAUGACCUUGAUUCCCAUCCUGGCUAUGCACACAGGUUUGAUCACGACUACGGCAAGAACAUGGGCGCUUAGCCAGUCUCAGAAUUACCAAGUCGUAGAAUUAGUCGGGGCAAGAGGCUCGUAUCAACUCGCGUAUGAUAAAAAUGGGAAAAUGUUCAUCGUCCAACAGGAGCCAGGCAAUCUAGGAAAACUGAAAGUCUACGCCAAGCUCAGCGAAACUGGUAAGGUUGGGUCAUUUUGGAAGUUCAUGAUGCCAGCGGGCCAGAGUGCGGCUACGAAGUCCUUUUUGGAAUCCGUUGACUACAAUCGGGCUAAACAAGUAGCCAGUUUGAUGAGGCUGGAACCUGACUACCUGCAGAAACUGAAGUCGACGGGCCAUCUCCCGGCUUUUCUGCGAUCAACCGACGGACUGACCACACAGCAGUUUGACGAGUUUGUCGAAACCGCUAAAACCAAAGACCCGAAGGUGAUGUUUAGCGCCGAGUUUGCGGACACAACCAUGCCAAAAUGGAUGAGUCAAACAUUAAGCAUUUUCGACCCAAGUGAUAUAGCGGCUGUGGACGCGUACAACAAGCUGAAAGCGGCUAACCCAGACCUACUGGCAGAUCUGGAGAAAAAAGGGAAACUUGGCGCCUUUAUCUCGCAGUCCAAAGGUCUGGUAGGUGACGAUUUCAACGAAUACAUGAAUAAAGUCAAGCAAGCAAACCUUGAAGUUGAUGGCCUGAAGAAUUUCGACUUCGAUGCACCCGCCAAAAGUGUGAAAUCGUUUAGCUGGGAGAAAAUUAAGUCUGGCUGGGCGUCCAUUGCGAACAAACAACUGUUUGAUUUCCAAGGAAGGAAGAUCAAAGUCAGUACCUUUGUUAAUAUGGCCAACAUCGGUUCUUUGCUCAACGUCGGGCUGUGCAUAUACAUUGCCGCAGAAAGCAGCAUUACAGUGGACGAACAAGUCGAAGAAAUCGAAAGGCGCGUCAACAAAGCCUCCGACGAGAUCGAUGAAAAGAUGGCCGAAUUGGAAGUCCUGAUAACCGACGAAGAGAAUUACUUUGAUACAGUGAAAAAUAACUUCUAUGAUAUCGUCAGCAUGUUUGAUGUGAGCGAGGACUCCACCGGAAUCGCCGCCGACCCGGACUGCCAAGAUUCCCUCUGCAUUUUCUUAAGAGACGCUGCCGAGUUGAACCCAAUAAAGAACUACAUCGCCGCUUGGCCGAACGCUUCCAUCACCAACGAGACCAUUUUGCACGCCCAGGCCUACUUCCUGGGUAACCUCACGGAAUCCAAGUACCAAAUGGUCCAGCUAUACCGAGUGGCCGAGAUGGUGGCACAAGUCAUGAUCUGGGUCCAAAGCGACGAAUCCAUUGACCAGAUGAUGGCAAACGCCGUCACGCUUUCCAAACCAUUCGACUCCAAAUACGACCUACUCCGCCUCAUUGCCCUGGCGUUCCCCGAUAGAGACGAGUACACUGGGUAUCCCCUGAAGUGCAUCCGCAGCGGAAGCAUAACUAGCGAAGCGGAGCUAGAUACGUGGAUGACCAGUAACCAGGUUAAGACGAUAGACCCCGACGUCACCGACUACAUUUCAUCAGGAGUUGAUUUUGACCAAUCUGUUAGCUCUAUUGUAGGGAAGUUGGUCACUAAGUAUCCAACGGGUUGUGGCGGUGGGGAAUGCACCACUGAAGACGUUCUUAAGGAAAUCGCCGUCAAUGUCCUUCCCAGUGCCGACAUAUACGACGGCGUCGAUCUUGCUCCUUACAGAGUCGUUACGAUCACCUGUCCUGCGGAAACUACCACUACAACUACAACCACCACGCCACCAAGUCCAACAAUAUCCGAAGAGCUACUGCAACGCAUUAGAGACAUGUUCAAAAAUAUAAGGCUUCCAACGUUCCCGAGUUUUUCUUGGGGUCGAAAAUAA
This is a messenger RNA of Lingula anatina, 3387 nucleotides long. RefSeq lists its product as uncharacterized. The record is from RefSeq and is a predicted model, not a curated record. Lineage: Eukaryota; Metazoa; Brachiopoda; Lingulata; Lingulida; Lingulidae.